AUGGGUGGAAGUACCGAUGCAUACUGCGGUAGCGGAUGCCAGCCAGGCUUUGGCAAUUGCAAGCCUGCAUCCUCGUCCGUCCCGUCCGCCUCGUCCUCGCCGGCGCAGGCCCCGAUUGCACCGGCCAGUGCGCCUCCAGCCACGAGCACACACGCAGAUUCAUCGUCUAUCUCGACGUCGAGCACCGCGUCGUCUUCCACUACCUCGUCCCAGGUCACGGGCGCAUCGCUCGCCGACCCUAUUUCGUCCUCUUCGUCCACGAUUCCGUCGAUCGAAAGCCUAUACCUGAGUACGUUCGUAACAAGCGCAAGCGCAUCGGCCAUCGUAGUGGAAAGCUCGUCUUCACUGGACGUCGCUUCAGAGUCAACAGCGGCCACGGAUACCGUUUCUGCGCCUAGCAGUCUUUCAACCUCGCUCGCAUCCUCAGAAGUCGCGGUCUCAACGAACGCUAUCACCAGCUCUUCCAGCGUCUUGACUACCCUUACAGAGUCGCCUACCAUUACUGUCGAGCUUUCGAGCACAGCUGCAACCCCGCUCGCUACAUCGGAGGUCGCUUCCUCGCAAGUCGAGAUUGUCUCUCCUGUCGCAUCAAUUACCGUGCUCGAGACGUCUGUCGAGCCGACCACCACACCCACGCCGGUAUCCACGGAAUCCCAGGUUGUACCGGUGGAGACCGAGACCGGGACCAUUUCUUCAUCCGUUUUGAUCAGCACGUCGUCAUCGCUGGAGCCUGCCGCAUCCUCCGAAACCACACCUACACCAGCCCAAGAGACCGCAUCGAGCUCAGUGGUCGAGACGCCGUCGCCACUCCCGGAGGCACCCGCUUCCUUAUCCCCAGCGACCUCAAUCGUCGCGACAUCUACCACGUCGGCCCCAGCAACCUGCAACACGCUCGCCGCGAGUUACAAUCCAUCUUUCGAAAGCGGAGCCAUCGCACCCUGGACCAAUACCUACGCCACCAAUACUUUGUACGGCAAGACCGAGGUUCUUUCUGUUGAUACGGCACCCUUCGCGCCGCUCGACGGAUCACAUGCGCUUUACACUACGUUGACCAAUCGGUACACGGGAGCCCAGGUGUGGAGGUUCACGCUCGACAACGUCUACAUCCCAGCCAGUAGCAACUACAACUGCACGGUCGGGUUCAAGAUAGUUCAGGCCGACAAUCGCCUAAGAUACACCGUGCAAGCCCGUCUGUAUAUUGACAAUCAACUCGUGUACUAUCCGCAGAACGGUGUGUCGAACGGUUUGUUCACGGGGUCGCCGACGAGUCCAGAAGCGGCUGUUUGGAACACGGUAGGCGGUUCCGGAGUCGCGAAUGCGCAAGACCAGCAUACCGUUAUGGUUCUCGUUCUCUUCAACAAUGCCAACAUUCUCGCUGCAGGAACGACUUUCGCGAUCGAUAACCUGCAAUGCUUCCCGACGGGGCAAUGCGCCAUGUAA
This is a messenger RNA of Alternaria incomplexa, 1440 nucleotides long. RefSeq lists its product as uncharacterized. NCBI's taxonomy places the organism in Eukaryota, Fungi, Ascomycota, Dothideomycetes, Pleosporales, Pleosporaceae. The record is from RefSeq and is a predicted model, not a curated record. The coding region runs from base 1 to 1440 and encodes 479 amino acids. The transcript is spliced from 2 exons.